AACGCGUAUAGAGCUGUCUGCUGACCUGCCGUAUCAGAAUUACAACUGUGAGAAACUGAACGUAGGGUUGCGGUGCUCUGCUGUAUUCCAACGCGUCAAACGGGGUUAUUUAGCCGUUUAUAUAUUUUUCAAAUAAUCUUACACAGAAAUUCACGGAAGAACUCAGCUUUGUAAAAGUGUAAGUUACAUCUAGGUCCUGAGGCGCCCAGGCUGUGCCUCUUGGUGCCUCCCUUUGUCGCUGUAGAAACAAGAUGGCUCCCGUUUUGGAGAAGAAGCUCCUGGGCGCAACCGGGGCUGGCGACACCAUGGAAAAUAACACCGAGGAUGAAGAGGGACAGAACCUUUGGUCUUCAAUUCUUAGUGAAGUUUCUACACGGUCAAGUUCUAAACUGCCAUCGGGAAAGAACAUAUUGGUGUUCGGAGAGGAUGGGUCAGGAAAGACGACACUCAUGGCGAAGCUGCAGGGAGCAGAGCACAACAAAAAAGGCCGUGGCCUGGAGUAUCUCUACCUGAGCGUCCACGAUGAGGACAGAGACGAUCUCACACGCUGCAAUGUUUGGAUCCUGGAUGGGGACCUGUACCACAAAGGUCUGCUGAAGUUCGCAGUCUCGCAGGAGACGCUGAAGGACAGCCUGGCGGUUCUGGUGGCAGACAUGAGCCGGCCUUGGACCAUCAUGGAGUCCCUGCAGAAGUGGGCCAGCGUGCUGAGGGACCACCUGGACAAACUCAAGAUCCCACCAGAGGAGAUGAGGGAGAUGGAACAGAGUAUGGUGAAGGCCUUCCAGGAGUACGCGGAGCCCGAGGACAGCACGCCGGCAUCACCCCAAAGACGAGCGCCUGCGGCUGGGGGAGAAGAUGAGGGAGUGCUGCUCCCUCUUGGAGACAACGUCCUCACACACAACCUGGGCAUUCCAGUGCUAAUAGUUUGCACAAAGUGUGACGCAGUCAGCGUGUUGGAGAAGGAGCAUGACUACAAAGAGGAGCACUUUGACUACAUCCAGUCCCAAUUGAGACGAUUCUGCUUACGAUACGGAGCUACCUUGAUCUACACCUCUGUGAAGGAGGAGAAGAACCUGGACCUCCUCUACAAAUACAUAGUGCACAAACUCUACGCCUUCCACUUCGCCACGCCCGCCUUAGUGGUAGAGAAGGACGCAGUGUUCAUUCCGUCCGGAUGGGACAAUGAGAAGAAGAUCGCCAUCUUGCACGAAAACGUCUCCAACUUAAGACCUGAUGACCCGUUUGAAGACGUCAUCGGGAAGCCACCGGUCCGGAAGUUGGUGCAUGAUAAAGAAGUGUGUGCUGAGGAUGAACAGGUCUUCCUCAUGAAACAGCAGUCCCUGCUAGCCAAACAGCCUGCCACACCCACAAGAGGAACAGAGUCGCCUGCACGGGCCGCCUCUGGCUCGCCCCGGCCCACCGGUCGCCCAGGCCCCACUAACGUGGCUAGCGUAUCGCCCAUGACGACGGUGAAGAAGCCGGACCCCAACAUGAAGGGGGCGGCAGCGAACGAGGGAGUGCUGGCCAACUUCUUCAACAGCCUGCUGAGCAAGAAGACCGGCUCCCCCGGAGCCCCUGGCUCACCAGGGACCCCAGGCGUCCAGGGCUCUGCCAAGAAAACAGGGCAGAAGCCGGUUUUGACUGACGUCCAGGCGGAGUUGGACCGUAUGACUCGCAAACCCGACGCCAUGGUAACGGCCAACAACACCCCAACGACAGAGAACGAGGCGUGACCGCACUAACAGCAACGUCCUUCAAACGAAAAACCCUGGAAAAACAAACAAAUCAAACAAACAAACAAAAUUACAGACAACAAACACACUCACCGACAUGCAUAUAUAAGCAAAAAAGAAACAACUUUGACCGUAUGACCAAAACUCCCCAAAGCGUAUGUCCAGUUUGCAGCUGAGCUCGGUUUGGUCCGAGUUAGCGGGAAUGCUAAUCAAGCAAUUGCAUUGAUUAGAAUGAAAGGACGGGGAAUGUAUUGGAUUGAAGAGAGAGGGGGGGAGAAGUCCUAAAGUCUUGGCGGAGUUCGUUCUUGUUUCAUCAACCCUAAUGUUCUCUCUCUCGUUCAUAAUAAUUUUUAACCCCCUUUUUUGAGUCAUGCAAGGCUGAGUGAGUGAGGGAAACACUUCAACUCCCCGGGAAGGGAAACAAAAUCACAUGUCCCGUUAUUUUUUAUUUAAAUUUUUCGCUUGGUGAGGGGAGCUAGUUUUUGCUCGUUCGUCCUGCCGUCUGCUGCGUCCCUCUUAGCCAGUACCAUCCAUCCGCAGCUUCCUGGUCCGCGCAUCCUAACCUCCAACCAACUGCUGUGGCCUCAGGGGUCUUCCUCCGAAACGCAUUCUCCAAUUUGUUCCAUUUACUCAAACACAAAAUGUUAUGUAGUGUGUAUGAAAUCAGAUGAUUUAUCAAUACUGUUUGUAUUUAUAAUGGAAAAUCCAAUCUUUUUUUUUUUCUCCUCCCUUUUGUUUAGUUUUUCCUCCCUAAAUGGUUCAAUUUGAUUUUUGAUCAUAAAGUGUUCAGCUAGCACAUUUAACUCCACUUACUGUAUGACACUAAAACGGAACACUCCUACUGGCCAAUAGCAUAACGAGUGGCUACCUGUCCGAGGGCCAAUCAGACACCACUGAGGAUCCUGUAAAUAUAUUGAGAAGAAAACAAAUAUUUGCUAUACAAGCUUUUUUUUUGUUUGAUUUUUGUACAAAACAAAUGCAAUUAUUUUAGCAAAAUUAUGAAGUGCUUCAGAAUGAAGUCUGAAUUGGGAAGAGGAGGAGUUGAGUGGUUUAGCAUGGCAAAUCUUUCUGUUCCCAUGGCUACAGGUGUAUGCAUGUUUUUGAGUGAAGGCGCCAGGACCGCUUUACCUUCAAAAGAAACAAACAAAAAACAAAACUCCCAAAGUGCCUGGCACAUUGUACUGUUUGUGUCGUAGUAGGGGUGCUUGUCUCGUGGAGAAUUGCACUGUAGUACAGACAGCAAUGGUUUUCUUUUUCUUAUUUUUGUCCACAUCAGUUUCCAAUUAAUUUAUUUUGUUUCAUUUGUUUUGUACUACUUACGUCUGGUCUUUGUUUGAUUUGACUAUUUUUGCUUCCAUUGGUGGCCUAGACAUUGUUCAGCUGAGCAAUAGAGAGCAUGCCUUUCUUUUUUUUUUCUUCUUUUGUUUGAAUAGUCAAGUAGGUAAAAGUGGCUUAACUAGGCCGUUAGCUGCACAAGCAUUAGAACCAACUGUAGAGAAAGAACCUACGUGCCCUAGAGGAACACACUCAUGUGGCUCCGCCUACUUGUGUAAUAUCUCAAUGCCGCCAGGCCAGGUGUCACAGGACGUUGAUUUGUGCGAUAUUUAAAAAAAGAAAUGGCUUUGUCCUCACACAUGAAUGAAAGACGAAAUGUUAUUUGUGUACUUUUACUCAAAUCAAAUGUUGCUUUUUAUAUAUAUAUAUACAUGUUAUAUAAACUCAACUGUACUGCAGUUCAUGUUGAAAAGAAGACAUUCCCAGCACUACACCAUGUAGAUGUAGAAGCGUGUCCCCAUUUGAAGACUAGUUUUGGCUGUAAUGUUUUCCAUAUUUCUCUGCCUCCCUCUGCAUCUCUCUCUUGCGCGCUCUCUCUCUGUGAGUGUGAGUGAGUCUGUGUCUGAGUGAGAAUGAGAGUGAGGAUGAGAGUGGCUCAUCCCCUUUGCCAUCAGUGCAGUUGCUCCGUACUCUCUGUCUGUACUCAGGGUAGAGCCUUAACUCACCCCCCCCCCCCCCCCCAAACGCCAGCCUUGCCCUCUGCCUCUUCAUGCCCACGCCAUGCAGUCUGCAGCCACAGCCAUGUUCACGUUUUGCAGUGUAUUAUGGAGUCAGAUGCCACCAUAUCAAAGAACAGAUACACCAGAGAACUGCAAAUAUUAUUUGGCUCAUCAGGGUGUUUUGUACAAGCACAGGUAGUUUAAAACCUCAAAACUCUUUUUUCCUCCAUGUUCUGGUGAUGCAAACGUUCCAUGUUCUGGUGAUGCAAACGUUCUCCUGUGGUUACUUUGUUUUUCCCUUUGCCUUCUCUGUUCAAGCUUUGAACUCUUUUAACAUGACAGCGCAGCUAUGUGGCUUCUUACUAACGACAACCACAUCUUUUCAAAAAAAUGGACAAAAAAAGGAAUCUGCUGAGAAAUUGGAACCAAAGACCUAACUCCCACUUGUGUUUUUAGACUGUGUAGCGUCUGUGUAGAGUAGCGUUCCCUCCGUCUCUUGCCGAGCUUCUUAUUCCAAAAUGGAUUUUGUGCCUCCUGGGGUGGUCCGGAAUUUAACUCCGGAGCCUUGGGGUUCAACUCUGUGUCAUUUUAGCUCUUUCUAAGGGAAAAAAACCCACAUUGUAGUAGUGCAGUGUCUACUUUUUUUUCUUUUUCCUUUUUUAACUGACUGAUCAGUAGAUGAGGUAGAAAGAACAAAGAAAAAGAGAAAUCAGUAUAGGUGAAGAACGCAUCCAGACUUCUGCCCCCCCCCCCCCCCUUUAUUUUCUUUUCCUGUUGUAACCUAAUCAGAAUGCAGUGCUUAGCAACCACCUGCACCAAGGAUGAGCAUUUAUCACUGAUUUUCAGGCUAAAUACUGUAACACAAGAUUUGCUGCUUUCAUGUCAGAUCCAAUGCACUUCAUUGGGCCUGAGGCUAAAAUCAACCCUUCCUUCCAGCUACAGAGUGAAAUCCAGUGAAAUGCUUAAAAAAAAAACACCCUGUCUGCCCUUUGGUAAUCUGUUGAUGAAUUUACUCAUAAAAUAAAACUGAAAUGCACUUAAACAUAGAUUUUUUAUUAUUAUUAUUUCUGUGUGUUUUCCGUGUGAACAACACUAUCCCUGUUUGGAUGGUCUACACAUCUUAAAUGGCUUGCUAUAAAUGUACCUCUGCUCUCCAGGGAUGUCAUGCCAGUAGUCUCAUUUAUGGGGGGCGGAGGCAGGUAGAGGGAUAGUCUUAAAAAUGAGAAUGUCAUGUCUCUGUGAGUGUAAUUCAACAGUUGAAGUUAAUUCAAGUCCUUGUCAGUCUUUCAGUUGUAUUUUGGUUUUCCAAUGAGUCCUUUCCUGUGGAAACGCCUCCCAACACUCUUCUGUUUGUUAGCCAGUUUCCAGCACAUACACAAACUAUUCUUGAUUUCAACAAAGGAAUCACUUCACAUGGUUAAUAUAAACCAGACAUUUGAGGCAUGGUAACAGAGUGCAGGCCUUUGGGUUGCCUGUAGUCAACGCCCAGUUCUAUUGUUGAAACAUCUGCUUUCUCAAGGAGAACAAUCUCAAAUGACAAAACAAAAACAAGUCAACAGUCAUCACACAAACUCCCCUAUUUGGCCUCACCAUAGUGGCGCAUUGGUGCCCCUUAGGUUUUGGUUUGAAGUUUAUCCUUUCUUUUUUUCUAAUGGCACAUAAUGCAACCACAAAUCAACCCAGUUCUGUUCUGCUUCAGUACCACCGGACUGGAACGUAACUGCACUGUGCUCUUAAUCCUACUGAUAUGCAUUUGCCCCUGCAAAGAGAAAUGUUCAAGUAUAGAAGUUAAAAUAAAAAAAGCUUUUGCUUCCAUUCCUUUUAUAUAUGGGACUAAACAUACAUUUUAACCACCAGGAGGACUGGAUGUGUCUCUGUGUUUGUUACAUCAUGCACACGCCAACAAAAGUCUGAACUGUAUGGCUUUAAUCUGAUGCAUUAUUGUGGAAGUUCGCUUAUAGUGCGGGUAAAAUUAAAGGAAAUGUGUCUCAGUCCAUUGGCUUCAAUAAAGUAAGAAUCCAGAGCGAUGGAUUACCUGG
Messenger RNA from Alosa sapidissima (American shad), 5766 nucleotides. RefSeq names its product dynein, cytoplasmic 1, light intermediate chain 2 (gene dync1li2). The record is from RefSeq and is a predicted model, not a curated record. Bases 252 to 1733 code for a protein of 493 amino acids. Gene Ontology annotation, cellular component: centrosome; cytoplasmic dynein complex. The transcript is spliced from 13 exons. Gene Ontology annotation, molecular function: dynein heavy chain binding. NCBI's taxonomy places the organism in Eukaryota, Metazoa, Chordata, Actinopteri, Clupeiformes, Clupeidae. Gene Ontology annotation, biological process: microtubule-based movement; microtubule cytoskeleton organization.